AUGCACAUACAAAAAGUUGUCUUUCUUAUUCUUUUGCCCUUGUCCUGUACAAGUUUUGGCAGUUUUCCAGAGUUACAACUAAGUGAAGAACUCUAUAACAUUGAUAUUGACAAUGAAACAAACAUCUUUUUCAUCGGAGGCAAAAAUGUAAUUCUGAAAGUUUCACCGACCUUGAAAGAACUAAAGAGAAUCACAUCUGGGCCUUCGCCAGAUUACAUCAAAUGUCUUGGAUCACAGCCAUAUUGUGCUCAGGAAAUGACCGACAAUAGGAAUAAGAUUCUACUGAUAGACAGUGCAAAUAAAAAGCUCAUCACUUGUGGAUCUUUUAAGCAUGGAGUGUGUCAAGGAAGAAGUCUUGAAACGCUGUCAGUGGAAAUUUCAAAUAAUAAUGAAAUUCAAUAUGUUGUGUCAAAUUCUGAUUUACCCUCAGUUGCUGUAAUUGGUCCAAGUUGGGAUGGGAAACUUGCUUUGUAUAUUGCAACUUCAUGGGAUGGAAAAACUUAUGGAUCAAAGUCUUUUGUCUUUCUCAUAGAUCCAAUGCCUGCUGUAUCUACUCGGAACAUUGACGGGUCGAAUGUUUUUGCCGUUUCUUCAAAUUCAGCACUUGAUGGACAUUCGUUUCUACAAUUUACGGACUUAAAUUAUUUAGUGAAAUAUAUUUAUGGAUUUUCAUUGGGUGGCUUUACUUACUUUGUUUCUGUACAAGAGACAACUGAGUCUUACAACCAAAAGAAGAACCCAAAAGUUUUCAGUACUUUCAUAAUUCGUAUAUGCCAGCGAGACAAGAAUUACAUUUCAUAUUUAGAGUUACCACUGGAGUGCAAAGGAACUAAUGGAACAAAUUUUAAUAUAGGAACAUCGGCCUACCUAACAAAACCUGGAAAAUUUUUUGCUAAGUCUUCUGGAAUUCAAGCUUCAGAUGAAGUGUUAGUCGUAACAUUUGUCCAGACUAAUGGAGGCUGGGAUGAUUCUGCUUCAAAGUCUGGUGUUUGUUUUUAUCCAGUCAAAGAGAUCAAUGAAAAGCUGGCUGCUGACCAGAGGAAAUGUGCAGAUGGCUCAUAUUCAACAGAAAAAUAUGGAUUACCCUGGGUUGAUGAUGUUAAGAACUGUGCUACGACGGUAAUAUUUAAUACACCCAUUAACCAUGAGUUUGUUUCUUCUGAACAGGGAAAUUAAAGUCUGGUUUAACUUGAGUAAUUUACUUGCAACUGCAUGUACGCUCAAUCAUGUAGCACAAUCAUGAGUAAUCAUUUUGUCUUUUAUUGUUGACAGGGUUCAAGUUCUCCAAUAAUCCCUCCUAACUUCUGUCCUGUUUCAAGCAUAUCAUUCAAGUAUGAGAAAUAUCGUUCAAUUAAACUAUCUGCAGCAAAAAAUGCCAUUGUAGAAUAUGAUCAGGGAAUACUAUCUACUGCUGCUGUAGCUGCUAUGCCUUACUUCAGUCACACAGUGUUGUUUAUUGGUACAAAUCAAGGCCAGCUGCACAAGGUACAUGUAUAUUAA
This is a messenger RNA of Porites evermanni, 1500 nucleotides long. The record is from the annotation of a GenBank genome assembly. NCBI's taxonomy places the organism in Eukaryota, Metazoa, Cnidaria, Anthozoa, Scleractinia, Poritidae.